AUUACCAUUAUUAGUCCACACACACGUACACACACCAAUAUCUUCUUCUUCAUCCAAAUUAUUCUUCACAUUUUCAUCUACACACUCAAUCACAAAAAUAUUCAAAAUUCACUUCAUGUCAUGUUUGUUUCAAAGGCAUCAACCUAUGAAGAACAUGUCUAACUAUGAACUUCACCGAAAGGUCUUGUGCUUCUAACUGAAGACUUUGAAACUAAGGGCAUGCUAGCUACUUUUGGGGGUAAUAGAAAGAAGAAAUUAAUCAUGGAUUAUUUUAAUAUUUAUCUAUGAUGUAACAAAGUUUGUGUUUUUAAUUUUUUAUUAUUGUUUUUGGUUGGUAAAGUUUGAACUUUGAACAAGUUAUGGCUCUAAGAUGCUUUUGGGGUUUGAUUUUGUAGAAAAGAGGAUUAAGGGCAAGUUGAUUUUUGUUAUGUUGUUGGGGGUAAAAAUUUGUACUUUUUUGUUGUUGCUGUUGAAAUGAGAAAUUGGGGUAUAGUUUAAGGUAUCAGCAUGAGCUUCAGAGAAAGGAAGAUAGAAGGAGAAGAGAGGGAAUGUGAAAAAUCAGUGAGGACAAAUGGGUCUUUAACAACCACCACACACUUUACCAUUGAUGACAAUCUUCUUGUUGACCCCAAAUUGCUCUUUAUUGGCUCGAAAAUCGGUGAAGGAGCUCAUGGAAAAGUUUAUCAAGGAAGAUAUGUAGAUCAAAUUGUUGCUAUCAAAGUUCUUCACCGUGGAAGUACGUCGGAAGAAAGAGCUUCCCUUGAAAAUCGUUUUGCUCGGGAAGUUAAUAUGAUGUCUCGUGUUCAUCAUAACAAUCUUGUAAAGUUUAUUGGAGCGUGUAAGGAUCCUCUAAUGGUGAUAGUUACAGAGCUUUUGCCAGGGAUGUCACUGCGAAAGUAUUUGAUGAGUAUCCGUCCUAAACCAUUAGACCUUCAUCUGGCCAUAAACUUUGCGCUUGAUAUUGCUCGAGCCAUGGAUUGGCUGCACGCUAACGGAAUCAUACAUAGAGAUUUGAAACCUGACAAUCUUUUGCUUACAGCAAAUCAGGAGUCCGUAAAACUUGCAGAUUUCGGUCUUGCAAGAGAAGAAUCAGUGACUGAGAUGAUGACUGCCGAAACAGGAACUUACCGAUGGAUGGCACCAGAGUUGUACAGUACCGUAACAUUGCGCCAGGGAGAGAAAAAGCACUAUAACAACAAGGUUGAUGUGUAUAGCUUUGGGAUUGUUUUGUGGGAGCUACUAACAAAUCGCAUGCCUUUUGAAGGAAUGUCUAAUUUACAAGCCGCUUAUGCUGCUGCCUUCAAGCAAGAGAGGCCGAGAAUUCCAGAUGACAUAUCCCCCGAUCUUGCUUUCGUCAUACAAUCAUGCUGGGUUGAAGAUCCUAACUUGAGACCAAGCUUUAGUCAAAUCAUCCGGAUGCUCAAUGCAUUUCUCUUCACACUCUCGCCACAAAGUAGUAAUGGUACCAUUACCGAGUUUUCUGCCCGGAACAAAGGAAAGUUUGCUUUUCUUCGCCAAUUGUUUUCUUUGAAAAGGUUAAAAAACUAACAGUAAGUGCUAAACCUUAUUACCAUUCCCUUUUGUUGUAGAUGACAAGAGUUGCCAUGUUACAGUAUAUAAAUUUUAGUGCAUUCAGGAGUAACCAACCUCUAAGGUGACAAUUAAAAGAAUAGAAUGUUGUUUAUAGACUUUUUUUAGAGAGCAAAGAAAAAAAAAGGAUUGUUUACAUUAUCUAAUUGAUCUUGUUGUAAAGGAACACAUUGGUUUAGACAUUCCCUGUGUUAAGAAACUAUUUUUUAGUGUCGAGUAAUUUGUUGUAAAGUUGCUGUAUGCAAAGGGUAUUGAAAGUUUUCAAAAGUUAAAAAACGAUGGCGAUGUAUAUUAUGCUACUGCUGCGUAGGGACAGCACAAGCAAAACAAUAUAAUAUAGUAACUCAGUUGCAAUCAAUAUUUUGAUGUGUUAUUUGGUA
Messenger RNA from Cicer arietinum (chickpea), 1970 nucleotides. Its product is annotated as serine/threonine-protein kinase STY13. Gene Ontology annotation, biological process: signal transduction; protein phosphorylation. NCBI's taxonomy places the organism in Eukaryota, Viridiplantae, Streptophyta, Magnoliopsida, Fabales, Fabaceae. The record is from RefSeq and is a predicted model, not a curated record. Gene Ontology annotation, molecular function: ATP binding; protein serine/threonine kinase activity. Gene Ontology annotation, cellular component: cytoplasm.